GGUGCACCAUGGUACAGCUAAAGCCGCAGCCAAACACGCUGGCCAGCAAGCUGAUCGUGCAACAUCAGUACGGACCGUCGCUAAGCGAUUGUCUCGAGCUGGAGGCUGCCGGUCAACCGAAGGGUCUCGCCAUCAAGGGAACCUGGCGCUACGCCGAGGCGCGAUUAGCAGCGAGACGACAAGCACGUGCCGAGGCACGCGAAAUACGUAUGCGCGAACUGGAGCGGCAACAGAAAGAGCAGGAACAAACGGCAGAUCGUGUGUUCGAUCUGCAGCAGCAAUCGAUCGGUCUGUCCGAACCGGCCAACCUGGUGGCCACACCACGCACCAGCCGGAUGAUGGCACAGAGCGCAAUGACGCGGGGCAGUGCCCUAUCGUCCCGGCGUAAUAGUGAGGAUUCGCUCGAGGAGGAAGCCCGCAGUCUGCGCGAUCUUCGACACGAGCUGAAGGACGUUGAGGAGCGUUUCCGCAAGGCGAUGAUUGCGAACGCCCAGCUAGACAACGAACGAUCCUCGCUGAACUAUCAAAUACAGCUGCUGAAGGACAAGCUGGAAGAGGUGGAAGAGUCCCAUUCGCAGCUGCAGCGCGAGUAUCGGGAGAAGUGUCGCGACCGGGAAGCACUGAAGCGCAACAACGACAAGCUCAGCGAGGAGCUGAAGCUCGUCCAGGGUCAGCUGCAGGAGCGCGAUGCACUGAUAGAGCAGUACGGACUGGUGAUAGUAACGGUAGAGAACGAAGAUGGUACGGAUGCGCACCGUGCCCUAGUCACAGCGGAUAACGCCCAGCUGCUCAAAUCUGUUCCCGGCACAUUAGACGUAAGACUGAAGAAGUUUGCGGCCGAAAAGCAGGAACUGCAAACCGAACUGCAGGCCCUCCAGCAGCAGCUGAACGAUAUCAAGAGCAAGGGCAGACGGUACACCUCCAUGAACGGUUCGCUGGUCGACGAUGACUAUGAAGAUGCGCAGCGGGAAGCUAACAAGCUGAUCACGGAGUAUAAGUACAAGCUGCAGAAAGCGGAGCAGGAGAUCGCCAACCUGCAGGCUAGUCUGGCGCGCUCGGAAACGCAGGUGAUCCGAUACAAAAGUACGGCCGAGGCGGCAGAGAAAGCGGAAAGCGAUCUUAAGAUCGAACGAAGAAAGCUGCAACGUGAGAACCGUGAAGCCAUGGAUCGGCUGGAGGAGCUAGAAACAUCGAACAACCAUCUGCUGAAGCGGCUAGAUAAGCUUAAGAACGUCAAGAGCACCAUCAUGAAGGAAAUAUGAUAGGAACCGUCUGCGUCCCGUGCGCGUCCUCCCGGGCAAACAUCCGCGACAAUCCGGGACGGUCGAGGAACGAAACAUGGGAACAA
This is a messenger RNA of Anopheles maculipalpis, 1348 nucleotides long. RefSeq names its product leucine-rich repeat flightless-interacting protein 2. Lineage: Eukaryota; Metazoa; Arthropoda; Insecta; Diptera; Culicidae. Bases 9 to 1262 code for a protein of 417 amino acids. The transcript has 6 exons. The record is from RefSeq and is a predicted model, not a curated record. Gene Ontology annotation, biological process: regulation of DNA-templated transcription.